CGGUUAAAUUCGAUUAGAUUUAAAAAAAUAUGCGCAAGCGUACUUUUUACAAAGACCAUACCAUAACCUAUAAAGCUAAACAACCGGUUUUAUAUGUAUUUAAUUAUUUAAUCUCUUCCGUUUUCCCAUUUUCCUCCAGUUCUUUACCAAAAUAAUAGUUUAAUAAAAUCAUAAAUUAAGAGUUCAAAGCAAAAUGUGCGACAUGAAUUAUUUUACCAGCGAUGCCAAUAAAAUCAUAACUAUAAUAUUUGUUAAAUCACCUGAAGAUAUGGAUAUCAAGAAGGAAAGGUGUAAGCCAAAGAUGACACACCAAAUAUUUCAAAAAGAGAGCAUUUUUGGUUAUAAUGGGUUGAAAGUUAAAUUAUUUUAUUCAUGUUAUACGUAUCAUUGUUAUGUUGAAAUCUCUUACCUUGAUAAGUGGGAUGAUACUUAUUGGGGAUUGAAAGCUGAUAAUAUAAUAGAUUGUUUAAGCCCUUGGUUGAGGGAGGCUAUGAUUCUAAAUAAGGCUGAUUUUAUAAAUAUCUUAAAGAAUUAUGAGAGAAGCCUAAAAUAUGGAGUAUCUCUUGAAGAAUUCGAUCACCUGGUAUUACCUGAUCGAAACAUUUUGGGUUCUAUUCGAAUUUGUGAUAUAAAAGACAAAGAGUUUGUUAAACUACACCAGAGAUUUGAAAGUUUAAUUAUAAUGUACAUUGAUGCUGCUAACUUUAUUGAUAUGACUGAUAAUAACUGGAAAGUUAUUUAUUUAUAUGAGAAAAAAUUCGUCAAACCAAACGUCAUUCGUUAUACCCCCAUAGGUUUUGCCACUAUUUAUAUAUUUGAUACAAAAAAAAUAGGAAGAAUCAGUCAAUUUUUUAUUACACCUCUGUACCAAGGACAAGGUUUAGGUUUCAUAUUUUUAAGAACCAUCUCCCAAUAUCUUCGAAGCAAUGCUUUAGACAUAAAAAAAAUUUCUGUUGAAUCUCCCAACAAAUUAUUUACGUAUUUAAGAGACAAAGUUGAUGUCUCAAAUUGUCUUGACUUACCAGUAUUCACUAUCAACGAAAUUAGAGGCGGCUUAGCAAGUGAUGCAUACAAAAGAAUCUGCUCCAAUUUCAAACUAUGCAAAAAACAAGCCAAAAGGAUUUACGAAAUCCUACGUGCUUAUUACUGCGAUCUUGGAAUCGACGAUUACGAAGAAUUUAAAUCCAAUUUCAUCAAAGAUCGGAAAAUUGAAAUUUUAGACUUACGAAUUUACCCUAAAAGAGAAAGAGACUACCAGCUAAAAUUAUUUGAAUCUAAUAUAGCUAUCCAAAAUGCUAAUCUCAAUAAAGUCUUUGAGAACUUUAUGAGAAGUAUUCAACAUAUUUUGUUAUAUCUUAAAACUAGAAUUUAAGAGAUUUAAAAUUUAGUAAUUUCGUUCAUGUUUU
This is a messenger RNA of Onthophagus taurus, 1406 nucleotides long. RefSeq names its product Histone acetyltransferase 1 (gene Hat1). Gene Ontology annotation, biological process: subtelomeric heterochromatin formation. Gene Ontology annotation, molecular function: histone acetyltransferase activity; histone binding. NCBI's taxonomy places the organism in Eukaryota, Metazoa, Arthropoda, Insecta, Coleoptera, Scarabaeidae. Gene Ontology annotation, cellular component: nucleus. The record is from RefSeq and is a predicted model, not a curated record.